AUGCAGCUCAACCUCCCCGUUUCUCUGCUGUUCGCCAUCUCGUCUCUAUGUGGCUCCUCCUCUGCCCUGCCCUUUCUCAACUCGAGAGAAGCGCCUGUCGAGAGCCUGGCUGCUCGUACCACCUACUCAGUCAUCCCUAUUGAUGGCAGUGGCGGGCACGGAGGCAACUCGGACUCAACCCAGACCGUCGUCGAGACAGUUGUCACAACCUCAACACCCAAGACCACGACGGUCGUCACAACUCCAACACCCAAGACCACGACAGUCGUCGAUUCACCUCCCCCGGUCACUGACACAGUAGUUGUUACUGCCGCGCCUACGACGGUUUCCACUACGAUCUCGGUCAUUGACAUUCAGCCAACGACUGAUGUUAUCACUACAACCGUCACGGACGAGGACGACGCUCCAUCCCCGACAUCAACUUCCUCCUCCAUCACCACCAGCUCAGCCAACACCAGCUCAACCGCCACCAGCUCACUCAGUAGCUGCGACAUCCACAUCCUCAAUUCCCACGUCGACGACCACCACGAAGUCGAUGGCUACAACGACGACUUCGGAGAUCCCCACUUCCACCAUCACGCCGACAAUCCCGACAACAUCCACGAUAUCGUAUACCGCAACCUCCAGCUCCUCAACUUCAACCACUACAACGUCUUCGGGUGUCUCGAGCACCACGACCUCCGAACAAGCGUCUACACCAUCAUCCUCUUCUUCGGCGAGCGCUACUUUCACAACCAGCACGAUAACAUCGCUUCCGAUACCUACAGAAACAUCGACUUCGUACGACGAUGGUUUCUGGCAUACUACCUACCCAGCUUGGACUGGUACUAUGGCUGA
Messenger RNA from Anthostomella pinea, 837 nucleotides. The record is from the annotation of a GenBank genome assembly. Lineage: Eukaryota; Fungi; Ascomycota; Sordariomycetes; Xylariales; Xylariaceae.